Molecule: messenger RNA, 1275 nt
Organism: Ogataea parapolymorpha DL-1
Lineage: Eukaryota; Fungi; Ascomycota; Pichiomycetes; Pichiales; Pichiaceae
Exons: 1
Coding region: 1-1275 (424 amino acids)
Source: RefSeq, a predicted model, not a curated record
AUGAAACGUCCUAUUUCCCAAGCACCGAGGCGUUGCUGCUGGCCCUCGGUUUUUGCGUCGCUGGCCAGCGAGUACGACAACAACCUGUUUUUCGACCAUUUGCUAGCAACAUCCAUUAUUGACUAUGCAACCUCCAUGCUCUCGGAACUACCUUCAACUGCCCAACAAUACGUGCUGUCGGUGGCCACCAAUUACUACACCAGUUUCACCUCUGUUGACUCGGCUAUCCAGACGAUUUUGACUUUCCCAUCCAGCACGCCAUCCCAAUCCAGCUGGGACACAGAGGUCAUCAUCCCGGACGACCAGUCGGCCACGUACAUGACGUACUACAAGCUGGCCAAAUGCAAUGCCCUCUGCUACGACAUUGCUACGUACGGCCGCCAAUACAACAGUAUGGCCAUCACAAACCCUGGCUUUGCGACAAGCCUCAACGAGAUAGUCAGCGCAUAUUCCACAGAGUCCGAUCUUUUGCGAGUGAACCUCGAAUGCGACACGCUGCUGGCAUAUUUGAGCCAGCUUCCAUGGAGCGGCCGCAUUCUCGAGGAGGCCAAAAGCUCGUACCUGGUGCUCCAGAUGCUCUACGACACACCAACGGCAAAUCCCGAUUACCUCACCACGACAUAUUACCAGCCGUGGGUGUAUAUCUCCGACGCAAACACACAGACUACGGUCACGUCAUUAGGGCCGUCACAAGCCGCCUCCUCGACGAUGGCAUCAAGCACAGGAGCUUACAUCACUACCACAACAAUAUUGUCAUCCACAUCAGUCAACACAGACACCCCGCGCGCGUCCAUGUCCAGUACUGCGGCCACUGAAAUUAGUCAGACAGACACCGUCACGAUCCACUACGACGCGCAAAUAAUCUUCUCGGCAGUGAUCGAGGGCCUGGUUAUCGACUACAGAAAGCACUCAGAUGACUACAAUUCUCUCAUAACUAAAAACAGCAACCUCACCAUCGUGCAGAACUACACGAACAUGAUCAACGAAUUCAAAACUAGAAGAGCACAGCCCGACCUGGACGAGUACGAGUAUAUAGUGAAGGUUAUUCAUACGUUUGCAAACGUUGUGCCCUGGAGAUCGAGGAUCUGGGACGGAAUGGGGUGGUGGUACACGAACCAGAUGCUUUCGCAAGGCCGAAGCACCGAGUCGUUCACCGAGGGAGCAGGCCAGUUCUUCACGCAGUUGUACAACCCGCAGCUCACGGGACAGCUGGACGCUCGAAUCACGUCUGUGCCGCAGCUCAAGACGAACGCAGGGAUCGGCGUCGAGGACUGA